This is a messenger RNA of Paraglomus occultum, 944 nucleotides long. The record is from the annotation of a GenBank genome assembly. NCBI's taxonomy places the organism in Eukaryota, Fungi, Glomeromycota, Glomeromycetes, Paraglomerales, Paraglomeraceae.
UAAACCAGCAACAACCAACCGUUUCAACUGGACAUGAAAUACCCCAAUCUUUAUUUCCUCCUAAAACGACCACGCAAUUCAAUAAACGACGCCAGGUGGGAAAAGUAAAAUCGUCAAAGAUACUGCCUCUCUCCUCUCCAGAACCGUCGGAAGACAAACGAAAGGGUGCCGACGAAUACACGUUGAAUGUUGGUGUUGCAAUUCGCACAAUUCGUUCUGAUCUUCCCCGUUUCUUUGAACGCGGCCUAUCAGACACGUCAAUCUACUCUCAAAACAUUCUCCUGUCUGAGCCGUACCAUACACGACUAUACGUCCGCGGCAAACACUUAUACGUUGGAAUAGCUAAUUUACUACGCUGGAGUCUAACAUGGUACUUUGACGAUAUCGUAUUCGAAAUAAUCAACAUGCGCGUAGUAGACGCCAACACGGAUGAAAAAGAUAAUGAUGAAGGCAGUUUCCAUUAUCCAUUGGCUGAUGAGGCGAGCGCCAUCAAUAGCAACAGCGUUAAACCACUGUCUCGCCAUAAUGUGCUUCCAACAACAUUAAAUUCGCCUUCAAACAAAGAACCGUCGGAAAGAGAUACUCGUCUUUUCGUUCGUUGGACAUUUGAAGGCACUCCUCGUGCAUCUUAUUUCUGGUCACUUUUUUCAUCAAGUGACUCGCGUAUCCCUCGGUCCACUUUUUCUGGAGUAUUUAUGUAUAUGUUUGACGCGAGAGGCUAUGUUAGCGAGCAUUGGGUAAAAAGCAUAAUACCUGCUCCUAGCAGACGGGCGGUGCUGUAUCAUGGUUUCGGAGGAUUGGGUGGUUGGUUGUGGCGAAUAAGAAGCUUGCUGAGGCAGCAAAAGGGGCAAUGGGGAGUUGGACUCGGAAUGGUUGGAAUAAGGAACAACGAUGAGAAUGCGGAAAAGAGAGGUGGACGUGUGAAUUUAGGAGGUGAAGGAUGA